Pseudophryne corroboree (corroboree frog) is the source of this 1881-nucleotide messenger RNA. It is a transcript of the gene STX1B, whose product is annotated as syntaxin 1B. The record is from RefSeq and is a predicted model, not a curated record. Gene Ontology annotation, cellular component: SNARE complex; synaptic vesicle; presynaptic active zone membrane. NCBI's taxonomy places the organism in Eukaryota, Metazoa, Chordata, Amphibia, Anura, Myobatrachidae. Gene Ontology annotation, biological process: synaptic vesicle fusion to presynaptic active zone membrane; exocytic insertion of neurotransmitter receptor to postsynaptic membrane; intracellular protein transport. Bases 51 to 779 code for a protein of 242 amino acids. The transcript has 9 exons. Gene Ontology annotation, molecular function: SNAP receptor activity; SNARE binding.
AAGAUAGCGAUGACGACGAGGAGAUUGUACACGUGGAUCGAGAUCAUUUUAUGGAUGAAUUCUUUGAGCAGGUUGAAGAGAUAAGGGGGUGUAUUGAGAAGCUCUCAGAAGAUGUGGAACAAGUUAAGAAACAGCACAGUGCCAUCUUGGCGGCCCCCAACCCUGAUGAGAAGACUAAGCAGGAACUUGAGGAUCUCACAGCCGAUAUUAAGAAGACUGCAAAUAAAGUUCGCUCCAAGUUGAAAGCUAUUGAGCAGAGCAUUGAGCAGGAAGAGGGACUGAACCGCUCCUCGGCUGACCUGCGCAUCCGGAAAACACAGCAUUCCACUCUGUCGCGUAAGUUUGUGGAGGUGAUGACAGAAUACAACGCGACACAGUCUAAAUACAGGGACCGCUGCAAGGACCGUAUCCAGAGGCAACUGGAGAUCACUGGCAGAACCACCACUAAUGAGGAGCUGGAAGACAUGCUGGAGAGCGGGAAGCUGGCCAUAUUCACAGAUGACAUCAAAAUGGACUCCCAGAUGACCAAACAAGCUCUGAAUGAGAUUGAGACACGACACAAUGAGAUCAUCAAGCUGGAGACAAGUAUCCGGGAGCUGCAUGACAUGUUUGUAGACAUGGCGAUGCUCGUGGAGAGCCAGGGGGAGAUGAUAGAUCGUAUCGAGUACAACGUGGAGCACUCUGUGGACUAUGUGGAGAGAGCAGUGUCUGAUACCAAGAAAGCUGUGAAAUACCAGAGCAAAGCACGAAGGAGCGUCUCCGGUCGUGAGAAAAACUGAAAUGAGUUCUAAGGAGGGUUUACGCAGAGAGGGAGCGGCAGAGCCAGCGGCAGGUCCGAGAGGCCAGGGAGUCACUGUGAGAGUCAGCGGUAAUGAUGAAGGGGUUGGGGAAGUUUGUGUGAUAUGACUCAAAUGUAGAGCCGCAACAUGUGACAGUCAUGAGAGCAAUUUACACAGUCACAAGAUUAAUUAAAGUCGAAUCAGUCAUGUCAGGACCAAAAGAUGGAGUUGCCUACAUUUGUCUGACGUCACACAGACCUCAUGUACAAAAUGGAGGUAAAUGUGUGGGGAAGAAACACAAUGAAGGAGUUUGGAAAACAAGGUCAACCUGAAAGGAACUUGAGAUACCAAAGGUUACUUUUAGCAUUGGAAAAUGUUUUGAAGAUGAGCCAAACAUUUGUUAACUGUAGGGCCAUUCUUAGGUGGCACUGGUACCACUAGUUUCCUGUCAACAGAAGGCUUUGAGAAAAUGGCUGACUUGGUAAAGCGUGACCUCAUCAACUAAAGCAUGGUUCAGCCAUUUUAACUCACCUUUCUUCUGUCUUGAAAAAAAAAAUGGCAACCUCUCCCUGGUGAAGACAUGACAUGUUGCAACCUCCCGUUCCUCUCCUCCAUUAUCCCUUUCCCACCAGAGGGACCUGCGACACAUCCCCACUAGCAGAGAAGGGGAUUGAAAUCUCCCGCUCCCUCGUCUCCCUUACUCCCUCCCUCCCGUCUGAACAAAUUUUUUUUGAUGUUUAAAAAAGUCUCAGUUGAAAAAAAAAAUGUGAAUUGCAAAAAAAAAAAAAGUUGUUUUAAGGUUGAAAAAUAUCAAAAAAUGAAAAAAAUUCUGAAAAAAAACUGCUUGCAUGUUACAAAAAUGUGAAAAAAAUUACAGCAGAAACCGUGAAAAAAAUAGAAGAAAAAAAUCUGAAUUCUCGGUUAAAAAAAAAAGUGUUGUCGUCUUUAUUUGUUUUUGUUUGUUGUUUCUUUGUGUUUUUUUUAUUGUGCUGCUGAUAAAAAAGAAUAAGAAACAUAACGAUAAAAAACCCUCACCCUAAUGUGUUUUUGUGAAGUAAACAGUCGUGUCUCUCUGUGUGUGUAUUUUAACCUGAUGUCUUUU